This is a messenger RNA of Tremella mesenterica DSM 1558, 2550 nucleotides long. RefSeq lists its product as uncharacterized. The coding region runs from base 1 to 2550 and encodes 849 amino acids. The record is from RefSeq and is a predicted model, not a curated record. The transcript is spliced from 5 exons. Gene Ontology annotation, molecular function: N,N-dimethylaniline monooxygenase activity; NADP binding; flavin adenine dinucleotide binding. NCBI's taxonomy places the organism in Eukaryota, Fungi, Basidiomycota, Tremellomycetes, Tremellales, Tremellaceae.
AUGUCACAAGGUGGGUUCAAGAACAAGAAAAGAAUAGCAGUCAUAGGACUCGGAGCUGCUGGAUUAUGUUCUCUCAAACAGAUUAAAGAUGCUUUUAGUAGAUCUGAAGUUGUAGAGAGAGAAGAAGUGGAAGUAGUGGGGUUUGAAAGUAAUUCGGAUGUUGGAGGUGUUUGGUUCUCAAAUGAAAAACCAAAAUCUUAUCAAAAGAAAAAUCAUAAAUCUGAAAAGGGUGAAGAAACUGUUUUGGUUUAUCCUGAAAAGGGAAAAGAUCCUUCUCCUAUGUAUCCUGGUUUGAGGGUGAAUGUACCUUCUGACCUUAUGGCUUUUAGGGAACAUCUUUUUCCACCUGAUGCUCCGGAAUUUGGUGAUCGUCAAACCAUACAAGAUUAUCUAUCUUCAUACGCUAAAACCUUCUCUCUUUAUCCACUUAUAAGAUUCAACACCCGUGUCACACGUUUGUUCUUGACCCCUUCCACUCCCUCAUCCUCCACCUCUUUCCCUUCUUCCUCUGAUUCCACCCUCAAUCCAUCUCCAAACUCCCCCUUCACUACACAAUCAAACUCCUCCCCUGAUCCAUCUUCAAGCCCGUCGAGCUCGUCGAACCCAAUCCUACCCCGUCGCUGGACACUACGAUCCAAAAACCUUUUAACCGAUGAAGAAAACGAAGAAACGUUCGACUUUAUAUCCAUCGCCAACGGACAUUACUACGACGGACAUAUCCCUUCCAUCCCAGGUCUCGCAACUUUCCCAGGGGAAAUCCUCCAUUCGAGGUAUUAUCAUAAACCUGAAGAUUAUAGAGGAAAGACGGUAUUGGUAGUUGGUUCUUCUGCUUCUGGACAAGAUACUUCAAGACAUUUAGCUAGUUUAAAUUUACCUUCUCAUUUAAGGAUUCUCGCUCGAGGUAAACCAUCUUCUUCUAAAAUACCUCUUACUCCUAUCAGUCCGAAUGUAUCUUCUUCUCCCAAUUCCUCUUCUCCUCUUGAAGGAAACGAUUUCGACUUGGAAAAUGCAUCAUGUGGUGAUGAUCUUGAGAGGAAUACAAGUGGUUUGUCAAGUUCAUCAAUCGAUAUCAAUUCAGGAAAACGAGGAACCAACAUCAUACCACAGAAACAAGAUGUGGAUGGAAAGUCUGAUCCAAAUGAUCAGGUGGGAAGAGAGGAAGUGGAAAGAGAAAUCCUUCCCACAGAUGAAAAUUAUACAAAAGUUUAUCUUUCCGUAACACCUCAAACUGCUUUUUCUUUAUCUUCAGAACAACCUUGGUCUAAACAUAUAAACCUAGUCUCUAUCAUUUCUUCCAUCUCUCCUCCUUCUGUCCAUCAUCCAAAAGGUGUGAUACAUUUCAAGCAAAGUACCAACUGUCCAAACGGGGUUAUACAAGAUGAAGAACAUAUCGACCAAUCGAGAGCAGGCGUUCAUAUAGACUCUCCAAAAAUAGGCGUACAUAUUGACUCUUCAAAAGAUGAGAUACAUAACGAUCAUUCACAAGACGGGAUACAUAUUGAUCAUUCCAAAGACGGAAUACAAACUCUCAAACAAAUUGACAAUCUAAAAGAAACCAUACAAACUAUCGACUUUGAAUCUAUACCUACCGAAAAUGAUCUAUCAGACAUAGACGUAAUAAUAUUCGCUACAGGUUAUUACUGUUCUUUACCAUUUUGUAAAGUGACUGAUGAACCUUGGAAAUCACAAAGAUUGUUAGAUGGGACGAUCGAAGCUGGAGAAAGAGAAGGUGGAUGGGAAGAAGAAGAAGGUGGUAUGAAAGGUUUUAUGAUGAAGAAUUUAGAUGCGUUGUUAUUGUUUUUAAGAAAUGAUAGGAGCGUCGCUUUCCCUCUUUUACCAUACCAAAUCGUUCCAUUCCCAUUCGCGGAGAUCCAAGCUCGUCUGGUCGCUUUACUCUGGGCAGGAUUAUUACCUUCUUUUCCUGAACAUCCAACCUUACCACCUAAUCCUGGUAAUCCAUAUUUCACACUUCCUACUCCACCUCCAACCCCUUCUCCGACCAAUCCAUCUCUGGAUUCACCUCUUUCUCUUUCACGAGGACUGUCUCCAUCCAUGCCUUCCAUUCAUUCUUUUGCAUCGACAUCUUCAAAUUCGAAAACCUCUGGUCUUGAAGUAUCUUUAUCAGAGGAAAUAUCGGUAUCGGUGAUCGACCAACUUGCAGAGGAUAUAACUUCCAAUACACCUCUUCCUCAAUUCUCCGACCCUUGCUCUAACCUAAAUAUCCCUUCCAAUAUUGUCAACGAUCCUUCUACGUUGGUACUGCAGAAGAAUGAGGUCGGGGAAUCGACAACUACGAGUGAUAAUCAAGAAGAAGGAGAAAGAGAAAUCGGUUCAGACGAAAUCAAACAUAAUGUCAGAACGGUAUACGCAAUGAGACAAAAGUUUAUCUUUCCCGCACCAUACGAAUGGGCUUAUACGGAUUAUAUCAUGUCUAUCACUUCUGAAGCUGAAAAAGGUUCAGAGGAAUAUUGGAGAAAGGUCGAACCUUGGCGUAUUGUCAGGAGAGCGGAAUUGGGAGCUGGUUUGAGGAAACGUGUUUUGGGGUACUAG